AUGCUCAAGACAAUCUAUCCAGACUCGUAUGCGAACUCUUCGGCCCAAGCAAACGUCUCGAGUAUUACCUUUGCGGGUACAGUCGUGGGCAUGCUGUUCUUCGGGUAUACAUCAGACCACUUUUCGCGAAAAUGGUCGUUGUUCACGUCAACCAUUAUUAUCAUCCUUUUCGCCAUCUUGGGUACAGCCUCAUACGGAGCUGGAGGUAGUCCAAGUGGACUACUGACGGCGCUCGUUGUAUACCGUUUCUUCCUCGGAAUAGGUAUCGGCGGAGAGUACCCAGCAGGCAGCGUCGGCUGCGCGGAAUCCACCGGCGAACUCAAGCAAGGCACCCGAAACAAGUGGUUCAUCCUCUUCACCAACGUACAGAUCGACCUAGCGUUCUUCAUCAGCGCCAUCGUCGCGACCGUCGUUGUCCUCGCUACGGGCGAAGACCAUCUACGAGUCGCCUGGCGCAUCUGCCUGGGCAUCGGAAUCAUCCCGCCUCUUUCGCUGCUGUACCUGCGAUUGAAACUACAGGAGCCCGAGGCGUUCAAGCGCGAGUCGCUAGCCAAGGCAAAGACACCAUGGCUGCUUAUCAUCAAGUACUACUGGUUUCGCCUCAGUAUCGUAAGCAUCAUCUGGUUCAUCUACGACUUCAGCGCGUACUCAUUCGGUAUCUACGCCACGUCCAUCUUGGCCAAUUUGCUAGGAGAGUCGGCACCGCUGUGGAAGAGUCUGGCAUGGAACAUCCUCAUCAACUUCUUCUACAUGCCUGGUUGCCUUGCUGGUGCUUUUGUCGCGGAUCUACCUUCCAUGGGCCCUAAGAAGACGCUGUUCAUUGGUGUGACCUUGCAGGGUAUCAUCGGCUUUAUCAUGGCUGGAUGCUAUCCUUGGUUGAACAAGCCUGAGAACGUUGCCGGCUUCGUCGUGGUCUAUGGUGUUUUCCUUGCGCUGGGCGAGUUUGGCCCUGGUGAUAAUAUUGGUUUGGUUGCUUCCAAGACGUGCGCAACGGGUAUACGAGGACAAUACUACGGUAUCGCAGCGGCUGUAGGCAAGAUCGGUGCCUUUGCCGGCUCUUACGCUCUGGACGCACUUCAGAAAGCUGCAGGCGAUGAUGAAGUUGCUGCGGGUCGUAAUCCCUUCUUCGUGGCUUCUACUCUUGCCUUUGUGGCUGCUGGGCUGGUAUUGCUCCUUCCUCAUAUCGGCCAGGACACAAUCGACCAGGAGGAUAUCCGGUUCAGGGAGUACCUGACAGCGAACGGAUAUGAUACUAGCAGCAUGGGCUUGCAGAGUGCAGACGCAACGAGCACUGAGAGCGACGACAAUGGCGCUGUACCGGUUGAGCAGACGUAUGGGAAUAGGGAACUAUUUUCAUCCGAAUACAACUCGCUACAAACCACCAUCUCAAGAUCACUACCGUCCUUUGCCAACGAUCUUUCACCCACCAUGUCUCCCGCAGCCGUAACCUCGACCCCUCCAAGCACAAACCCCCACACAAACGGGAAAUCAUCUACCAAACCCGUCAUCACCCCUUCUUCGACGGUCACCUCUCAAAUCCCCGCAUGGGUCCAACCCGACCUCACCCGUCUCCUCCGCGUAGAGCACAACCCCGGCUCCUUCACCUCGCGCUCCGUCUCCCUCGUCAACCUGCCCCCCGGCGCAGUCUUCGCCCGCAUCACAAACCCCACACCAGCCACCGUAGCCUACUCCUCCGUCCAAGCCUCGCGCGACCUACACAUCGAGCUAAACUGCGACCUCGUCUAUAUAAACCAUAGCUGCAAGCCCAGCCUGGUGUUUGACAUGCAGCGCUGGGAAGUGAGGGUUUCUGAACAGGGAGAGGGGCUUAAGGAGGGGGACGAGUUGACGUUCUUUUAUCCGAGUACCGAGUGGAGUAUGGCUCAGCCUUUUGAGUGCUUGUGUAAGACGGAGGUGUGUGCGGGGGAGAUUAAGGGUGCGAAGGAUAUGAGCAGGGAGGUGUUGGGCAGGUAUUGGUUGAACAGGCAUAUUGAGGAGAUGCUUGCUGAGAGGGAUGGGCAGUAG
Molecule: messenger RNA, 2022 nt
Organism: Alternaria ethzedia
Lineage: Eukaryota; Fungi; Ascomycota; Dothideomycetes; Pleosporales; Pleosporaceae
Exons: 5
Coding region: 1-2022 (673 amino acids)
Biological process (GO): carboxylic acid transport; transmembrane transport
Cellular component (GO): plasma membrane
Molecular function (GO): carboxylic acid transmembrane transporter activity
Source: RefSeq, a predicted model, not a curated record